AUGGCCUCCACUCGCGCUGCCACUGGCAAUUCCAAGCCCCGCGUCUUCACGUCUGUCUCCACCGACCCGGUCCAGAAGAGGACUGUGGGCAAGAAGCGCGCGCCAACCACCAAGAAGACUACCACUGGUGUCACCAAGCCAAAGACGCAAAAGCGCAAGACCUCCGUCAAGGAUAAAGUCGCAGGUGCUGUCAAGAAGGCCGAGGGCAAGGUUACCAAGAACCCCGCAAAGAAGGCUGCUGGCACCAAGGAGAUGAAGGGCACUGAUGGCAAGCGUGGCCGCAAGCCCAAGGUCGUCGUCUAA
Molecule: messenger RNA, 303 nt
Organism: Cyphellophora attinorum
Lineage: Eukaryota; Fungi; Ascomycota; Eurotiomycetes; Chaetothyriales; Cyphellophoraceae
Exons: 2
Coding region: 1-303 (100 amino acids)
Source: RefSeq, a predicted model, not a curated record